This is a messenger RNA of Stegodyphus dumicola, 1845 nucleotides long. RefSeq names its product Pseudouridine synthase 1 (gene Pus1). Gene Ontology annotation, cellular component: nucleus. NCBI's taxonomy places the organism in Eukaryota, Metazoa, Arthropoda, Arachnida, Araneae, Eresidae. Gene Ontology annotation, biological process: tRNA pseudouridine synthesis; mRNA pseudouridine synthesis. Gene Ontology annotation, molecular function: RNA binding; pseudouridine synthase activity. The record is from RefSeq and is a predicted model, not a curated record.
AUAGUGUGAAUCUGUUCGUAAAUUCGUCCGAAUUGCAUCAGAACCAUUUCUUAAAUGAAAUUCAGUAUUCUAUUUCUACGUUUGAAUUGUAAUGUCCGAUUUGGGAUAAACUGUACAUGAGAAAGUGAUUACUUUUUACCUAAAUAACUGUGAUACGCGCUUUCGUUCCUGUCUACUAAAAUCAUAGUAAAUUUGAAUUUCAGAAAGCAGUGCCUCUUUUUACUCUGUAUCACUUGAAGAACAUCAGUAAAACGGCAGUUUUCAGAUGGCCGGCCAUCAGUCGACGAAAAAGGUCGAAGGUCCAAAUCAGUGAACUGAAGAAUCUAGUAUAAGUAAAAACCGUUAAGGAUGGAGAAUGUCGGAUGGAUAUUUGUGCUUUUCUCCGAGAAAUGGAGAACAUCUAAGAGAGUUGAUGCAGUUGUUAAGAUGAUUUUUUGUGAUUUGUUACUACCAAGAAGCUGUUUGAAAAGGAGUCGCACCGAAUUGAUCAGAAUGAGUUCCGAAUGUGCUGGAGAUUCUGUAAAAAGAAAAGUAGAUGAGAUUUCUGACUGUUCUGAGUCUGUGUCAAAGAAACCACUUAUAUCAGAUGAGAAACCUUUGGAUGAUAUCAUUGUAAAAGCUUUGGGUGAUACAAAUCGUGUAAGGAAACCAAAAAAGGUAGUUUUUCUGUUGUGUUACUUGGGCAAAGAAUUUUAUGGAAUGCAAAGGAAUUCAAAUGUUUCUACUGUUGAAGAGGAAUUAUUUAAAGCCUUACUGGAAACCAAUGUAAUUCUUAAAUCAGAAUUUGAUUUUCCUAAAACAAUGAAAUUCCAACGGGCAGCACGAACUGACAAAGGCGUAUCUGCAGUAAGACAGAUAGUUUCUCUAAAAAUUCCAUUGAAAGAAAUAUCUGAUGCCCUUCCUGAAAAAAUUAAUAAGCAUCUUCCUCCUGAAAUACGGCUUGUUGCUGUAAGGAGAGUUACCCAAUCGUUUGAUGCAAAAAUUGCAUGCGAUGCAAGAACUUAUUCUUAUAUGUUGCCAACAUUUGCAUUUGCUCCUAAUAUAGAAGGAAACUCUGAAGAAUAUAGGAUUGAUGAUGAAAAAAUUAAAGAAGUAAAUAAAUUCUUACAGAAUUACAUAGGAACACAUAAUUUUUAUAAUUUUACGUCUGGAAGAUUACCUGGUGAUCCCAGUUGCAAAAGAUAUAUUUUAUCAUGUGAGUGUGGCCCUCCAUUUGAAUCCUGUGGUCUAGAACUUUCAGUGAUAAAAAUCAAAGGACAGAGCUUUAUGCUUCAUCAAAUAAGAAAGAUGGUAGGACUUACUAUAGCAUUCAUGCGCAAUUUGGCUGAUGACAGUAUUUUAGAAAAAAUUUGGCUUAAGGAACGGAUUGACAUUCCAAAGGCACCUGGAUUAGGUCUAAUGUUAGAAGAGUUACAUUAUGACUGGUAUGAUUCAAAGUAUGGAUCUGAUGGCAUGCAUGAACCAUUAAAAUGGGAUGCAUACAAUGAAUUCAUUGAGACAUUUAAACAAGAAAAAAUAUGUGCGAAUAUUGCAAAAACAGAGAGAGAAGAAAAAUCUAUGCUGCAGUGGCUUGAAACUUUACCACAUCAUAGUUAUGAUGUUAGAGAUGCAGGCCCUCCAGAAAAGCUCCCACCCAAAGGACCCAUAGAAGCAACUAUCAGUGAUGACUUACACCAGCAACAAUCUAUCCUUAAAGCAGUGUCAAAUUCCAGUGUUUCUGCCUCUGAUAUAGAUGAAAACCUUUGUAGUGAUGAGGUUAACUCUAAUACAACAUCUAGUGAAUUAAGCACAAAUAUUUGUAAAAAAGAAACAGAAAUUAAAUGUGAAUGUUAAUAGUAUCUUAAA